Molecule: messenger RNA, 41217 nt
Organism: Porites evermanni
Lineage: Eukaryota; Metazoa; Cnidaria; Anthozoa; Scleractinia; Poritidae
Source: the annotation of a GenBank genome assembly
AUGCCGAUUUUGUGUAUCGAGGGUAAGCAAGAAAUGAUUUAAAAACAUGAUCAAGAAUGUUCAACUAGGGGAUCAAUUAAGAAUAUGGUUCGCUGUUAGCGUGUAAUCUUAAUUCUUCUUAUGUCAUUUUUUUCCUGCUCUUCUUCCAUGUAUCCGUAUAACAUUUAUGGACAACAUGAACAGUCAAGAAGGGCAAAUUGAGAGGUAAUCCUGGUAAGUUAUCAUUCGCUUCAAGCUUGAUAUUUUUCCGGUGAUGUAAGGACCAGUUCAGUCAUGUUGAUCUGCAUGAUCAAUUUUGAUAAUUUUCCCCCUCUGCGAAAAGUUAAACGAAGCAAAAAUACUUAUAAAGUAGGUGACCUUCUCUUGCUUUUUACAAGUCCGCGUAAGCGUUUUGUUCGCUGUACAAGUAUAAACUACAGGUAGUAGUGUUUGCGUUCACGCAAGAUAGUACCGCAUCUAAGAUUAUGUUCUUGUCGGAAGUUUACUUCUCUGUUGUUUUCUUGUAUUCAAGCUCAUCCUCAAUCCAUGCGGGAGAUUGUUGUGCAUCAAAAUCAGAACCAAAAGAACUGUUUUGUUAGUUCUGUUUUUAUUCCUGUUAUUUUUUGGAGCCCUUGAGAAUUAACAUCAUUUUGUUUACAAACGCUCAAUCGAAAAUUCCAAAAUGAUUGGAAGCAUCUUCCAGCUAGGUCAUGCUCCAAAGCAAUCUCAGCUUUUAAUAUUUUAGUUAAUUGUGUUUCAGCCUUCUUUUAGUGAACUUAUAGCGAAUCAUGUUGAAGUUUUAUAGUUAAAUUAUUAUUUAUUGUAAUGUGUUAUGUACUUGCUACAGAUAAAUUGAGUUCUUUUGUUCGAGUGAUCCUUCAAAAUGUCACCUUGGAGACAGAGGUCGAUAAAGGUGGCUCUCCAACCUGGGAGCAGGAAUUUGUCUUGUAAGUAAUUAGAUUCAGGGAAGAUGCUACAUUUUGUCCUGUAGUAUGCAGUGUGUAUGCAACAGGCUAUGUACAUUAGUUCUAGACCUUGGCCAAGUUAUUUGACAGAUGAUUGGCGCUAAUUUAAGCCAGGGUUUAAGAAUAAUAUUAUCAUGACAACUAAUAUAUGCUAUUUACAGGAUAAGCCUUAACUCGUCUUUAAAGAACUUGGCUCAAGAAAAUAACAAAUUCAAAUGCAACUGGAUCUCUUAGCACUUGAAGAAUGGGGUUUGAACUGAGUAGCAUUUGCACCUAUAAUAUUAUUGUAUUGCCGCAGCAGGGUUUCUCUGUUUUAUGAUUGGUGAAAAGGCAAAAAUAUUGUUCCACACAUGGGCAUUUAAGAGGAAGAUGAAGGCUUCCUAGGUAACAGGUUUGCCAUAUCACAAGUGAACAUUUACUGCAAGGGAUCCAACAUUUUUUAAUAAUAUUUUUUAUGCUGGCAAAAAUUAAGGUUAUCAUUUCCAUGGUUAUUUCCCAAUGGUGAAGAAAUAGCAACAAGAAUUUUCAGGACUGUAAACCGCCGAUUAUAAGCCUUCUAUGUCUCUGCGUAAGGGGUUUACGAGGGCUUUUAAACAGAGGGGCUUUUAUAUCAGAAGACACUUAUAACUAGAAUAGAGCUGUAGCAGGGCUGAUCAAAAUAUUUUUUGCAUAUACUGGUGUUUUACAGUCAAACCUGGUCAAGCAUACCAAGCAAUUUAUUAUUCAAAAGUUGAAUCCGUUGGUAGUUGUAGAUUUCAGAUUCAUCUCUGCAUUCUUUCAUGCAUAUAAUGAGCCAUGAUUUCACAUGUGAGGCAGUUGUGAAAUUUCUACCAGCUCAGCUUCCCUGAAUUUGAUGUAAAUACAGUGGAACCUUGUUAACCUGGUCACUGUAUUACCGAGGUGACCUUAAGGGGGAUUUACACUGUAUCUUCAAAGAAACUUUCGCUAUUCAAAGAUUUUCAAUCUGACCAAAGACAGAGAAGUUUUCGUAAAAUAUUCACUUCUCAUUAUGCAUCCAGGAAUGCGGAUUUGAAUUUGACACUAGUUAUGGGAAUGACUUAUGGAUUCAUUUUUCAAAUAAUCAAUAUUCAUUAAUAGAAUCUUGGGAGGUAUGCUUGACCAGCCUUGACUGUAAGCUUCAAAGCAUCAUAAUAAAAUCAAAUUCAUUGUAAUACAUCGAAGGGUUAGAUAGAUCAUAGUUUAUUAAAAUAAAUAAAUACAUGGGUUGCCAGGCCAGAGGCUGAAUUGGGUAUUUACGAAUUAAACUAAGUUAAAAAUAGAAUAACUUAUAAUUUAAUAUUUAACUUAAUAUAUCAAUAAUUAACAACAUAUCAAAUUCAUAUACAUAAUAUAUAAAAGCAUUAAAACCGAAUCAUUUAAUUGUACUUUAGGCACGAUGACAAAACAAAAGUGUUCUUAAAACGGUCCAUCUUCCACUUUGGAAGUGCAAAGUGUCACUGAUUUCUUAGUGAAUAUGGAGACUUAUUGGCUUCAGUUAAUAACUUGUUAAGUUUGUUAUCCUUGUUGCGGAGAUCAGCAUUAAAAACCUUGUCACACAUGUCCUUGCAAUAUGAAAUAAUGGUUGGAAUACCAGGUUCCUUAAGUUCCCCGUCAUAGGACAGACUGGGGCAAAUGAUUGACAAUGCCCUUUUCUGGCUUAUAUCUGCACAGGGUCCAGAGGAGAUGUUUUUGUCGUUAGAACAUCAAAACCUGUCGAAAACCUCUGAAAAAAUGGGUCGUUUUGAUCGUGCUACAGUUUCGUUACGCAUUCUAUUGACCACAAACCAAGAGACUGAGGACUCACAAGAUCGGCUUACAGUAUUACAACACACAGUAUUUGCUUACAAAUUUGGGGCCGAUUUUCGAAUCCCUGAAACUCAAAUGGAAUUGAAUGAAAUCGCCUGAUUUUACUAAACUGAUCUAGAAUUCUGAUGUAUUUGCCAAAUACUAUAGGAAAAGGGCAUAAAAAAGCGUUCAAAUUCAUUUUCGGCGACCGAAGUUUAUGGCUUGGAGAUAGCGUUUUCGUUCGCUGUGCACUGCAACAGAUGGUGACGGAAAUGACGUAGUAAAGUAAAUGUACUCAAGAGCAAUAAAAGGGGAUGGUAAGCCUACACGACUGUUACCUCAUGCCAAAAUGCUGCUUGUUCCAGUAAAGUUUUUUUCCUCCGCUGGGUAGAUUAUGCUCUGGAAGGUUCUACACUUUCACCGAGCAAAUGUGAUUUUAGCCGCAUGUUUCACACUGAGAGGUCAUGACACACAUAUCAAUUUACUGUGGUUAUUGUUUCUGGUCGGCAGGAUUUGCCCUCUGAUGCAAGCGCAUUUUCUGUGACCUCUUUUGAAGCGUGAAGCUUUUUAUUACAGCUGAAUAAGGGUUCCAAUUUUCUCCAAAGUGCCUUCAGGAUCUGAAUAACUAAGCGAUGUUUUAAUGCAAUGCUGUAUCACGCUGGGCCCAGCUAGUUAGUUUUGUUUGGAGAAUGUUAAAUUACAUGAAUAGUGAUUUACAGGUCUUGUGUACUCUUGCAAUAAAACGUGAUACUGAGUAGAGCGGACGUACAAGGCAACUGUAAUAUCAUCACGACUGCGCCAUUCUUCGGUGGUCCCAGCAGUGUUACCUCUUCCGUCUUUGGCUGUGCGUUUUGCGACUACUGGGAAGCCUUUGCACAAGCGAAACCUGCGCAAGACAUCGAAGACUGUUGACAUGUACAACAAACGUCCAGUCUUGAAAGAUCUUGACUUCAAUUAAAACUCUGUUGCCUUCGCAUAGAUCUCUGAGAUCUUUAAAACUCCCUCCGCAGUUGAUGUUUUGAUUGUCGAGUUGCUAUUGAGUUUCCGGUCUUAUUCACUUCCGUCUCCGAGUGAUGCGGUUCACAGCGAACGAACUCACGUGGUACAAGUUUCCUCCCUUGUCCGUUUUUUUACUUGGCACUUUGUGCCUCGGUCGCCCUUCGGGCAACGACCUUCGGUCACCCUUCGGGCGACAUUCCGUGCGCCAGCGAGGAUAUGGCUUGCAGUUAUUGAUUUCAAAAUGGCGAACAACAAAGUCGAUCUGGGUCAGAUAAGAAGCGAAGAAAUCGUUCAGGGGUGGAUCCUGGAUUUUUUUUAGGAGGGGGUGCAAUCGUCUCUUGCUCUACUUCAACACCAAUAAACCACAUAGUUUCUUUUUGCAGAAUACCAGUUGUAUUAGAAAACCGCAGGUCAUCUCGAGGGGGGGGGGGUGCGCACCCCCUGCACCCUCCCCCUAGAUCCACUCCUGUCAUUUACAGUAGAUUCAUUAAGAUCCCAUUGGGCUAAUUAAUCGUGCUAAGCGACAGGUAUAGACAUUUUUCAAGGUGAGACUUAAAAUAAGUAAUUCAUUUAUUCACACGAAACUCCUCUGGUCCCUGUGAUAUCUGGGGGGCUUAUAGGUAGAUAGACUUAUAAUGAGGAUGGGUGGAUUUGGGAGCUUAAUGUACGCGGCAGUUUACAUUAUUCCUGAGUUGAUAUCACACCAACUGCUCAAAGUGAACCACCUCUGGAAAAUUAUUGUAGAAAAUUUCCUUUGAACUUUUUGUGUUCCUUUUAUGUUUCAUCUGAUUUUGUUUUAAAAUUUUGUGGCUCAGAGCCGGUUUCAUCUAACCAGAUUUCUCCAAUUGUGCCAUAAAUGGGAGGUGUUCUUUAAAGUGGGAUGAAAGGCUUUUUACUCACACUUUUGUAUCAUUUAAUUUUACAGUACUUAUUUACUGUUGUUGUUUGUUUGGUAACCUUCAGUGAAACAAACCGCUUGGAUCAAACACUGUGUUUUCAGUUGUGGGAGAAAGGAUUCUUCAAAGACAAUCUUUUGGGAAGUGCAUGGAUUCCUCUGAUGCAAAUCCACCAUUCCAAUGAGGGGGGGAGUGGCGCCUGGGUGCAAUUGAGUAAUGAGACAUCAAAAGGUCUGGUGUCAUCUGGACACUUGAUACUGGUAGACAGUCGCUUUGAGCUGCCAUCAGGUAUGAGUCAACAAAAAAAGGCAUGGGUGCAAGCAAAUUCUUGUCAUAAAUUUGUGAAAAUUAUGGUCAAGUUCCUUGCCCCUAACAUUCCUUAUUUGAAAAAAUAAUUAAAGGCUUAAUCUCAGCAAGAUCUCAUGAUACAAUCUUUUCUUCACCUCGGUAAUCUUGCCAAGACAUUAAGCAACCCUCAGAAGUCAUUGGAAAAUCUUCGGAAUUUUUUGGUAAUGUUCAGAAGUCAGUAAAAUGCCUUUAGCACAGGGUGGAAGUCAUCAGAUAUUUCUCUUGAAAAUGUGGUUAAUAUGGAUACAAAAAUCACACGCAUGAGACUCAGCAAGAGUUGGUAGGUGUAAUAUUGACACUCACCUCCUUGAGCAAACCACAAAAUGUAGCAAAAACAUGUGUGCUUUCCUUGAAUAUAGAUUACUAUAUUUGUCACAUUGCACAGUUAUCUAUUUACCUCAUUAAUUCAGUAUUUCUUUGCUCUCUUUGCUAUUCAACUUUAUUAUGUGUUAUGUGUUGAACUUUUAGUGUUUGUUGCUUGACUCGUUUAUUCUAGGAAGUGUGUACUCUAAUUUUUCAUAUGUCAUCAAGGGCCAUCCUAAACCCCUUAGGACUGGUUCACAAACCCAACAAAUGCUUACACAUCCAAUGGAAAUGUAAAUGCAGUGAGAUAUGCAAGUGCAUUUAAUAAGCAUCCUGGCAGUGUUUCCUUACUAGUUAGAUGAACACUUUUCACCGUUACAUUAAUAACAUCCUUGCAUUUGUGUUGUUUGUUUUCUUGUGGUUGCAUUUUAUUUUGCAUCAAUCAUGUGUGUCCGCCCUUGAAAGUAGUAUCCACUUAAGCCCUACUACAAAAUCUAUCAGCCUGAGACUACAGCUGACUCCUGAUAACUCAAACCCUUGCUAACUCAAACCUCACGUUAGCUCUAACUAAAGUUGAUUUCCCUUCGAUUUCCUUCAUACAUUUGUAACUCGAACCCUUGAUACCUCCCACUAACUCAAACUUAUUCUUGUUUCCCUUCAGAUCAUCUCUUUAUUUUACCCUCGAUAACUUUAAUCAUGUCAUGUUUUAAAUGCGUGACAAAAGAGUGUACUGAAGUCUGAAUCAUUGAAUUCAAAACAACCAUAUAUUAGUUUGUCUCCACUUUUUGGUCAGUCCAGUUCAAAUUCAGUGUUCAUCCCUGUAUCUUAGUGAAGCUUUGUUGCUUACUUCCUUUUUCAAAAUAUCAAUAUAAUACAUUUGCCUGAGCUUGCUGCCCUUGAAGUGAAGUGUGCAUGAUACUAGUAUUCCUUACCUAUCCCAUUUGCUUAUUUCCUGUCAUUUGCAUCAAACUCCCAAUAACUUAAACUUUUUUAGAUUUCCCUAAAAGGUUUGAGUUAUCGGUUAAAGUCAACUGUACGUUGUCAUAGUGUACAGUAAAUGAACACCACUAAUUUUUUUGCACACUGUAGAAUGAAGCAACAAGCUUGCUUUGUGGAUUUAAGUUUGAAAUAACAACCCAUUUUGCUUUUCUCAGAGCUGAGUGAGGAAGAAGUUAUUGCUCUCCAGAAUAAGCUUGAUUCCUUUUACACCAUUAUGAGUCAAGAAGUGGAAGUCUUGAAGGAGCAAUCCAAGAAACUUCAAAGGGAAAAAGAUAUUAAAACUGGUAAGAUAAUCACUGUUGCGAAGAUAUUUAACUUCUGACAGUCAAGCUUGGAUUUAUUUGUUAUAAACUAAUAAAGUACUUUCAAAUAGUGAUAGAUAUAUCUUUGACAAAUGAAUACCACACUCGUGCAAUGUGAAUUAGGAGUUUCACUGCACACCUUAACAAGUCUAUAUUUUGAAUCACAGCUCUUAUGAUAUGAUUUACUCAAGGGUCUGGCACCCUCAAUAUUUUUUUUAUGUAGAAAAAUGUUAUGAUAAUAUUAAUAAUAAUAGCGGUUGUUCUUAUAAUUCAAAUUUUGUGUAUCCCUCAAUGCGUUUACAAAAAUGUCUAAAAUGUCACUACUUUAAAUUGUACUAAUAUUAAAUGUACAUGAAAUUAUCUAUAUUUAUCUGAUAUUAAUAGUAAUAAUAAUAAUAAUAAUAAUAGAGAAAAAUAAAAAUAAAAUAAAACUUGUUCUAUGGUCCAUAACAGGCAACUAACAAAAUGCCUGUUUGAACAGGAAAGUUUUUAAAUUAGACUUAAAUGACACAAGAGGACAUGAGUUACGGAUAUGGCUUGGUAGUUGAUUCCACAACUUCGGUGCAGCAAUUGAAAAUGCUCUAUCUCCAUAUGUAUUAAGGUUAGAUCUAGGAAUUCUGAGAAGGUUUUUAGAGGCUGAUCUAAGUGACCUUGUUAGAGCAUAAGGUGUUAACAGAAUUCUGUAGUCUCUGUAGUUUGUUAAUAUCUGCUUUGCUGGUAAACCGUACAAUAAGCUAGUACAAUAGUCUAGUCUGGAUGAGAUGAAUGCGUGUACAAGGUACUCAGUGCUUGUGUGAUCUAAGUAUUUCCUAACCCUGCCAGGGGGGACAUAAUGUAAUAAACAAACUGUUCAUAUUUUUACAAAAAAGGACAAUCAUGUCCUAGGCAAAGUUCUAAUAUUUUUUAUUUGAAAAAUGCCGGACAAUGUGGUUGACAAUAAUUUUUAGGAACUUGGUGUGGGAAGCUGCCUGAGAAGCAGACAUUUGCUAUGCCACCACUGGUUUCCCUGGAAAUGACGUCUGAGGUGCAAGUGCAGAAAUUACAUACUGAUGAUUGACGUCUCACUAUAUAGAUGUGGGUAGUGCUUCUGACUGGCUGAAGCAAAUUUCCCUUGCAUCACAACCUACCAGAAGCAGACACCCCAUCAAUAUGUAAUUCUGCACCCAUUUCUCAGAUAUCAUUUCACUGGCAAACCAGUGCUGGUGUCGAGAAAUGUCCGCUAUUUUCUUGGGCUAGGAGGGAAGGUGGAUACUCUCAACAAGAUACUGGUUUCAUAACCCUUCUUCUUCCCCUGCUCGGUAUUAAAAAAUCCUGCCUAAGCUCCUCACCACUGAUAUUAAUAUCUAUAACAGUAAAUGUAUAAUAAUAUUGAGAUCUUGUGAAACAAAAAGAAUCAGUGGUGCAAGAAACGGGUGUCUGGAAUAAGGCCCUGUUUUUAAAAGGAGAACACAAAGUAAAUGGUAAGGACAAUCUAGCACUUAAUCAGAAGUGUCCUGACACUUUAAAUAGGGACUCCUUUAAUUGUAAAACUGAAGGGGUACUGAGUGCGUAUGAAACUGAGCAAUGUCUUUUUUAUUCUCUUCUUUGUAACCAGUAAGUGAUGAAUUAGACAGUGCCUACUAUACAAGUGAUGCUGCUCUCUACAACCCCUUUCUGGAGUCAGACCCAGAUUCAGACGACAGAGAUUCAGAUGAUGUUUCUGAUGGACAGAUUAGUGACAGUGAAGCAGACAGAGUUAUGAUCAACUACACAGACCAUUUUGAUGGAAGCAUAGGACGCACUUCGGAUGACAUACGUGAAGACCUGGAAGAAAAGGAAAUAGAAGACAGUGUCAUGAUGCCUUUAUCUGAGUUGCCUGAGAGUGAACAAGGAGAUGAUGAAAUGUGGGUUGAAGAUGAGGAGACUGUGGAGGUAAGAUUUGUGUUCGAAACUUUAAAUGAAUAAUAAUAUUGUUCGGUGACAGAGUAAUACUGAUGUUUGUUUUUUAUUGUUGUCUGGCAUUUAGUUAAAUGCUGUUUGCUUGUAGUCUUGUUUUCAAUAUUAUUUUUUUAUAUAAUAACAAGUCAAGAAAAAAGACAGUCAGGUAUUUAGACAGAAACAAAGAGAGAUUGUCAUAGGGUAGUUUAUCAGUGAGAAAAUUAGACCGAGUUUAAAAUGUUGGCAGUGAUGAGUCUGUAGGAAAGUUAACCGGCAGUCUGUCAGAGAGACUGUUUUGUCAAUUUGCCAGCAACUUUUAAAUUUAUCAAACUUUUUAGAACUCUAGUUCACUAUUAGUUAAUCAAUUUAGAUUCGAAGUUGUUGUUUGAGUAAAAUUUAACUUCAUAUUGAGGCAUAGAGAUCAGAGUUGUCAUUAAGAUGUCAAGUGACUGGGCAAAAUAUACAACAAGUAUUAUUUUGGUUUUAUAUAACUUAACAACAAAAACAACAGCAACAACAACACAAUGUUUAUUGUGCUCUUGACACAAAGGUGUAGAGUAAUGAAAAGGAAAUAAUUGUGAAAGAUGAAGAGAGCACAACCACUCAUAAAUAGCCAAAGCUAAUUGUGCUGAGUGGCUGAGCCAUGCGGAAAAGUAACGAGAUAUUUAAGUUUUUAUAAAAAAUCAAAUGCACACAAAAACACACAAAGAAAAAGUAUUUAAGACAGUGGUGGAUCCAGGGGAGGGGUGUGGGCCCCCCGUCUUAUUUUUAGACCAAACUGAGGCCUGUUAGGGCCAAAAAAACAACUCACCAAUUUUAGAUCUUCUUUAACCCAUUCACUCCUGGAGAUUUUGCCGAAAAACGCGUUUUGAAGCUAGUCGAGUGGUUUUUUGGUCACUGUCGUGCUAUAAAGCUAAGAGCUAAAACUUACUUUAAACCUGUUUACAGGUGGUACACUUCACGGCCUUCUGAUCCAGAUGUUCAGGUGUGGGCAGAAAGCAAAAUUUUGAGAUAGUUUUUGGGUUUAAAAGUGACACAGCAGUCUUGACUUUUACUUUUCGCUUUCUCUCCUCCCUUCUUUUUUCGCUUUUCUUGCCUCAUUUUUUUUUUCUCUUGCUGGGCAUUUAGUAGGCUUCAAUUUGGUGGGAAGAGUUUUUAGGAAAGCUUUUCGGAUCUUAGGAUUAGGUGGAAGGAAAGGUAGGUGGGUAAUGGAACAAGAUUUUCAUGGAGAUUUUCAGGUCAAUGUCACGUGGUUUUUUGCUUGUUUCUCCGGUGUCCUUGACUGAAUUGUGCUCAUUCUGGUAUGGUUUGAAAGAUCUCUUCACUCUGCACAAGUUAGCGAAGAAGGUUGUCCUUGACCAUUAAAACUGAUGACGUCACAAAGGGUAGAAAGGACCUGGAUCCGCACGGGCGGUUACGGGCGGUUCAGGGGCGAAUGGGUUAACCUGUAGCGGGCUGCAUUUUUGAUGUCAUUUCCUUGUUAAACACAAAAUUCUUCCACAUUAUUUUGGUCAUCAGUAACUGGUUAUGGUGAGUUAUGCAUGUAAUUUUAGCCAAUCAGAAUUGUGGAAAUAUUUUGAAUAAAUAAUAAGUUAAUUUAUUAUCAAAUUAUUAAUUAAACCAGUAUAGUGCAUUUUAUCCUAGCUUUCCUAUUAACAUUCGACCAAAUUGAUUAUUAGAAAAGAAGGGAAUAAAGCUUACUUUUGCCUGUCUUGUGUGCAUUAUUUUACUGUUUUAAAUGGUUAAUCUCUUUAGUUGAUACCAGACUUAUUUGACUUGGCAGGCUGCAGCUGGUUAAUAAUACCCCAGGCAUUUAUUAAACCAUACUUGUGUUUUACAAAUACUGUAAACUGCUGCUCAUAUGCCCUGGGGUCAUGCAUCUUUGUAAGGGGUUUUAGGUGGACACAUAAACUGAGGGGCUAUUUCCAAGAGGGGCUUAAACCCAGAUAAAUUAUGCACCUUGAAACGUAUAAGCUAUGGCAGUGCAGAUCAAACUGCAUUUUGCAUUGACUGUUUUUCAAUAUUAGACUUCAAAAUGCCAUAAUGAAUCAGUGGAAUUCAUUUCAAUACAAGCUAGAGGUCCAAAGUUAAACACCAUCCCAUUUCCACUGCCUUAUUUCCAUGUUUAAGAAAAAAGGAAUUUGUGGGAACUAAAAUGGUGUCAAAAGCAGCUGAUCCAUUAAGAGACAUUUACUCCCACCUAAUACACCAAAAAAUAAGAAAGAAAAAAAAAGGAAAUAACAAAACUGGCUACAACUUUAGAGCGGCUGAUUUUCACAACCCAGAUUUCAUUUGGUAACCUAUGGGAAACGCUCAUUGUGAUAUCUAGGACCUAAAUUAUGGACUAGCCUGCUGAGCAAGUUAAGAAAUCUACCAUCGCUGCAAUCAUUUAAACUACAGACCUGUCUUGUCAAUCACCUGGGGUGGGGGGGGGGGUACUCCCUUAUGGAAAUGACGUGGGUGCUCAUGAUACCUUUUAGGGGUUUAAAUUUGUGGACUGGUACCGCUUAGGGUGCUAAAAUGACUGCUGCCUGAGUUGUCUCAGUAAGAUUUAAGACAAUACUUUCAAAAAUUCCUUGAGAAGAAAGUGUUCGAAAGUUAUCUUUAUUACUAUUAAAUUAAUUAGCAGUGCCAGUUAUAUACUUUGUUGUUGUUGAAUUGGUACCUCUUAGGGGUGGAAAUGAAUUUGGGACACGUCCAUAAAACAAGAUUCUGUUACCUUUUAGGGGUGUUAUCGAAAUUUUCCGACGAGCACGCUCGUCACUUUUAUAGGGGGUUACCCCUCCCAGGGUCAGUCUUUCGCUCAAGUUAAAGUCUGAUUGUGAGAACAACCGACACAAGCUGACCUAAUUCAUUGUCAUUUUAUUGUAAUUCACAGUAUAAUUUUAUUGUUAAUCAUAACUAUAACAAAAUUCUUAAAUCUGAUUGGCUAUCAGCUGUCCUGAUUUCAGACCGAAUUGGACUCCACUCAGUCCUGUUACCAUUACAUAUAACGUCCAAUAGGCUAGUUUUAUAGAUGAUAAUGUUUAUCUAGGCUGGCUUCUUGAGUUUCCCCAAUAAGUUGGGUUUUUACCCUCGACUUAAUUACUAUAUUGGCACUUCAAUAAAGUCAUGAUGAGUCAUGAUGAUGAUAUAGUGAUUUAGUUCCCGUUUACUUGUAAAUCAUUUGAGAAAAGUUCUAACCCAUUGGACCCGUUGAGGGAGGAAAGCAAAGGAAAUUGAAGAGCUCAAACUGGUUUGAUAAAGAGGAACUGGUCUGAAAAAAAAACAUGAAAGGAAAGUUGAUUCUACCAAGGAAUCGUGCUAAUAAUUCCAUUGGUACCCAGAUCUCUUUCAGGCCCCGCCAAGUAUCUUCCGGUCAUGUACCAUGGUGACGUCAAAUACCAUGAGUCACACAACGAAGAUUCAGCGGCAUUUUAAUUUUACCUCCACAACUUAAAAGUUUCCUUAGGGGGCUUUCAUUUGGAUAAUAUUUUGAAUGUUUAAGCCGUGGACCCUUCUUUUUGGUCAAGGGGAAAACUCCUCUGAACAUACCAUGUCUGUGAAUCAUUCUGACUUAAACUUCACGUUCGUUCUGUAUGUUCUGUCUCAGUGAUUUUACUUUAAUUUAAGCUUAAGUUUAAUUUACAGGAGUUUCUGAGAUCCUCAUCUUCAAAAAACAUUUUCGUUUUCCAGAGACUGUGAACAGUGUGAAGAUCGUAGUGCCGAGUUUUAUUGUGUCGAGUGCAAACUGAGAUAUUGUCCGCGAUGUCGCUUCAUCUUUCACUCAAAGGUAGACGACACGACAAAUGGUGCUCUUUUUUCGUUUAACUAUGCUAUUUUCGGUUGUGGUUUACUAAGAGCUACAUUUGGCUGUUUAUUUUUUUAAAAUUCUACUCUCAGUUAGAAAAAAUUAUAACGUUUUCUCUUAGGGAAAGUUACGACAGCAUAAAAUCGAAUCUGUAGUUGUCCAUCUUUGCGAGUCAUGCCUGACAGAAGCGAAGCAAUUUGAUUGCGAGGUUUGCGGUCUAGGUAAGUGCUUAUAGGUCAUCGUAAAUAAUAAUGUUGCAGAAGAGUUCCGCAGUCGACAUUUUCUGUAUUCCUAUUCAUCUGUGGCAUGAUCUUUUCCUAUUUGAACAACACAAGAGGUAAUGAAAUUUAUAUCACUGUACGGGUGUAUUCCAGAGGAAUCCCCUUUAAUUUAUUGCGUGACAUUGUUUAUCUUGUCAAUGCGUUUCGUCUGGAAAUGUACAACAUAAGAAUAUUAACAGAAAAAGUUGACUCGCAGUUUUUUCCGUUAACUCAGUAAAAGAAACUGUUGUUUUGUAGUUGUCUUACACAUCAUAGUCUGUCUUGCAAUUUUUUCAAGCAUUUCUACUAGAGUUUUAAUUUACUUUCCAAAUACGAAAUAUAAUUUUCAGAUAACGGUAAUGAUAGCGUAUUGUUUAUUGUUGAAAUCAACAAAUUAAAAAAAUUGCCAGGCUUGUUUGAAACACAUCUAAAUGGCUUGUGGCUUGCCAGUGCUGAUUGGACCUUGAAAAUGUUUUAUGAUUGUACUAGCUUGGCACAAGAGCAUUGAACAUAAGAGGACUUGAAGAAAUAACUGGCUAUGACUAGUUGCUUUCAUUUAAAAUGCAUCUAGUUUUUGACUGCCCUAGCGUUCUAUUAUAAUUGUUAUUGAGAAUGGUUAGCCCCUUAAAGGAUGUGUUUCUCUUCCAUGCUAAGUUUAGGAUACAAUGGUAGCACAAUAGUGAAUACAUUGUAGAGAAUUAAAAAACCUUUGGAUUUUAGUUAAUUAUUCCACGUGCCUCUUGGUAUGUAUUUACUGAACUUUUCUUUUGUUUCUUUUUUGUAGGAUUUUGUGAUUCUUGCUGGUACCUGUGGCAUGCAAAAGGAACACUUCAGCAACAUCACCAAAUAUCUGUUGUUUCUGAGGCUAACAGAUCAAGAGAACCACAAACACAUGAAGAGAUACCUAUGAUUCAUGAAGUGAAGUGGAGGCCACCACAUGCUGAAAAUAGAAGUGUUUCCAAAGAGGUGUUUACACAUGAGAAGUUAAUAAUAAGCUGAUUUUACUUGUUUAUCCAGUUAAGAAAGGCAACUUCUAAGGGAGCCUUGAAUGAAUUUUAAGAGAAGUUUUAUAAUACAACAGUAUUGUAAAAUGCAGCUAAUGGAACGUGAUGCAAUCGGCCUCUCGGGGCAUCUCUAUGUGAUGCAAUGUACUUUCGACCCGUUUAUCAAUAGUUACAUUGUAGCACUUGUCAUCACUGUCUGGAAGCAAAUUAGUUCACCUUUUCAGAAUGGCUAAGCCAGUGAAGGCUACAUUCUUGUCUCUUUUGCUGCGAUACAAAGCUAAUUAUAAGUAUGGUACAAUCCUUCUCCUUGGCUUAGUACUCAAACAUUGUCUAGCUAUACAUAAAUUGUGGUCCGAAGUUCUAUGUCACACUUUUGCUUAUGCCAAGUCAUUCGCUGUUUUCAACGGAACAGUGACAUUAAUACGUUUUUUUUAGAAUGGUAGUCAGUACUUACCAACUAAAGAUACUGUAGCAGAUCAGCUAGUGUAGCGAGAAAUAACCUGUUUAGACAGUUCUGACACAACGGGUACUUGCAGCACGUACUGCUCUCGUUUAGUCUUCAAUUGACUAUUGUAUUCACUUACCUUUGUAAAUUAGGUUUGUCCAUUUGUUUGGAUUAUAUUAGCAUUAAAAUUAAAUCUGAUAGUUUAGUGCUGAUUUGCUAUUAACAAAACCAUUAUUGUUUUAGUUGGAGUUGUGUGGUUUGUUUCUGUGAUAUCUGAAGGAAAUACUACAUUCCAAAAUACUAAUAUAAAUACUAAUAACAAUACUGAGGGAUGAAGUAAAAAUGACAUAUAUUUGAAAAAAGUACAAUUGUUACAUUUCAGUGCGAAAAACUGUCAUGUCGUUCUUUACAGUUUGUACUAUCAUUGUAGGUUAGUAUUGUUUAGAGUUGAAUCUCUGACUUAAAGUCAUUAUCAUACUCUCAUCGUCAUAGCUGUCAACUAUCAUUACAACCAUCAUCAUCAUCCAUGAUCUUUCCAUUAAUAAAAAGAAUUAAUGUACCGAUCUGAUCCUUUAAACUCUCCUUGUUCUCCUCCUUAAACAUCAGUAACUGAUCAAAUUGAUUUACUAGGAUUUUCAGGUUGAUGUGGGUACUGAAAUCAUCGAUGAUGGCAUUGAUGUGCAUGGCACUAAAUAUACAGAACCUACAGACCAUGAAAUAGAAAUAUCCAAGAAACCUAAAGAAGGAAGUAGGACUGACGAUGACAGUGAUAUUGAGAAAAAUGGACCUCUCCAGCGAAAGGGAGGCUUUCGAAAAUCUCCUUCAUCAUCUCGGAAAUCAUCAUGGUAAGCACAAGAACUUUCUUCACCAUACUCAAUCUAUUUAAGUAACAGAGGACAGAGUGAUUAGUUAGUUUUACUGUAAUUGGAUUCUGGUAAACCUGCUUCUACUUUUAAUUGUAUAUAAUUGCAUAAUUUGUAAAUAACUUAAUUUGAUUUAUUUUGUAAUUGUUAUUGAUGUAAUUUAACAGGGAUGAGCCACCCAGUGGAUCUGUUAAUAAAACUUUAUUAUUAUUAUUAGAAGUCAUGAUAAAUUGCUAUUUCUCCAUUUUCACAUAGACCCUAAUGCACCUUGCUUACCCCCGAAAAUGUUGCGUAACCGUUGUUUCCAGUUUCUCCAAAUGUUUCUCAUUAUUUAGUCCUAUUUCCUCAGUAAUACAGCCAUCACAAGGGGAGGCGGGGGGGGGGGGGGGAGAAAAGAGGGGAUUUCGGGGACUGGGGAAAGUUAUUACAGACUGUGAAAAAUUAGGGUAUUUGUAAGUGACGGACUAAAAUUUGCAGCUUUUUUGUUUUUUUUGAACCGAAAUAAAAAAAAAUGGGGGGGGGGGGGGGGGGGGGGGGGGGGUAAAUAAGGUGAAUUGUGGUCUAUGAGGAAAUGUUGAAUCAGCUGUACUAAUGUACGCUGUUAGUAAGGUACUGUUUAAUGAUGACAACUAUUGUUGUUUUCUGUCAGGAAUGAAAAAACUAAAGCACUUCUUGACUUAAGAGAAGAUUCAAGCUCCAUAAUGAAAAAGAGGAGGCCUUCAAUACCUUUUGUUGUAAGUUACUUGGAGACACGUGCAAUUUUUGCAAUUAUUAAUUUUGUUGUUGAAAUAACUAUUUAACAUGAAACUUUAUCAUAUGAAAUCAGAAAUGAAGGAAAGAGCAUGUUUAAAUAUUAUUAGCAGUAAUUUCCAAUCAACUGAGGUUUCCGGCUAACUGUCCAGCUACUGCUCCCCUAAGUCAACAUUAACACUAACUUCUCCCUUAGGGCAAAAUUGUGACUUAGGGGAGGGAUAGGUGGUCAGUUACCCAGAAACCUUGAUUGAUCUGUAACCUCAAUUUUCACACCAGAGCUGACAGUGGUAAGAUUUUGUGCAGGAGUGGCUUUUGAUUGAAAGGCUUUGUUUUAAGACCUUGCCACAUCCCCCCACCCUGUUUGAUAUUAACCCAUUCGCCCCUGAACUGCCCGUGCGGAUCCACGUCCUUUUUACCCCUUGUGAUGUCAUCAGUUUUAACGGUCAAGGACAACUUUGUCCGCUAACUUGUGCAGAGUGAAGAGAUCUUUCAAACCAUACCAGAAUGAGCACAAUUCAGUCAAGGACACCGGAGAAAAAGGCAAAAAAAACCAUGUAAGAUUGACCUGUAAAUCUCCAUGAAAAUCUUGUUCCAUUGCCCACCUACCUUUCCUUUCACCUAAUCCUAAGAUCCUAAAAGCUUUCCUAAAAACUCUUCCCGCCGAAAUGAAGCCUACUAAAUGCCCAGCAAGCGAAAAAAAAAGAGGCAAGAAAAGCGAAAAAAGAGGGAAGGAGAGAAAGUGAAAAGUAAAAGUCAAGACUGCUGUGUCACUUUUAACCCCCAAAUCAAAAUUUUGCUUUCUGAGCAUGCGCGAACUACGCAAGCUGAUAUUUUGCAUCUGGAUCAGAAGGCCGUGAAGGGUACAACCUGUAAACAGGUUUGUGGUAAGUUUUAGCUCUUUAUAGCAUGACAGUGACCAGAAAACCACUUGACUAGCUUCAAAACGCGUUUUUCGGCAAAAUCUCCAAGAGCGAAUAUAAUGGGUUAAAAGAAACACAUGUUAUAUUACUGUGAGAAAAAAGAAGAGAGUAAAAAAAAAUUUCAUAACAGAACAUCUGAGAGCUGUGGUUCACAACUUGGGAGAGAUUCUACCAUGGUUUGCAAGUUUAAAAGUUUACUCAUAAAUUUGUACAAGGAUUUGAGUGGAUGACUAGCACUACUGAAGAUUGACUAGGUGGGAAGGAUUUUUGUGAACACAAAUCCUUUUUAAUUCUGGUCCUUUAUGGCAGUAGCUACUUUUGAGAUUUAAAGGCCUGAAAAUUGACACUAAUAAGAGGCCCUGCCAGGGUAAAUUCGGACAAGCGACAUGGCCCAAAAACUAACGACAGCACGACUAAAAUGAAGUCGCGACAAGAGACAACCCCCCUUGGCCAUAUUGUGACAGUGACGGCAAAGCCGACAAUAAGCGACAAGCAAUUAUAAAUACUGACACAAGACGUUUUAAAAUUCAGACGGGCGACAUGGGAGUCCCCCCCCCUGGCAGGGCCGCUAAUAAGCUUAUUCUUAUAGUGCUUUCUAUUCCUACUAGAAUCAUUUGUUCAAGACAAAAGUAUAAACAAAUUUUUUUCAUGAACUGAAAGUUGAUCAUGUGAUCACAUGACCAGCAGUUUUGCUAAGGGCCUAUCACCUUUAUAAACUGACCUUUGUAAAUGGAAAUGGUCAUGCAGAAACUGAUUGAUUUAGCAUCAAUAUUAUCCAUGUUGGUAUAAAAAUUUGUAAAAACAGUUGACUCACCCCAUAGAAAAGCUGCAAUCGUCUUUAAAUUAUAAUGAAAUAGUUUUUGAGGGUACACACUCAGGUUUCAAGACAGUUUUUGGAGGUUUCAAAUGUUCAUGACCCAGAUUCAAAAGGUUAACAUUUGACAACAGGUUACUAUCUGUGGAUAUCUUAUGCUGAGCAUGCCAACGAAAAAGCAUCCCCGUCGGAAAUAGAAAGUCCUCCAGACUUGACAUCGCAAAGCUUUAAAUUCUUGAUUAACCUCUGUGUAUAUUAAUCUCAUUUUCCAAUCUUAAUUUUCAGCAGUCAAGAUCAAGCACAAAACAGAUAAGGAAACCCCAUAUGAUGAUGUCACAGAGGGCACAUUUGAAUGACGAGGAGUUGGUAAGUGGAACAUUAUUUAAGUUACAGUGUAAUGAGCCUGCUGUAUUGAGCAGACUCCCUCCUUGUAUCCAGGGUUCUGACUCCUAGCUAUCCCUCCUCCGCCAGGAGGGGUUGGAGAGAACCCUAGCUGGGAACGAGGUUGGCAGACCCCAUGUUAAAAAAUUGUAGAUGCCUAUGUAAAUAUUGUCAUUACAAUAUUUUUUUUACAAAGUCAACCUGUUACGGCCAAUUAAAAGUGCACCUGUUAUUAGGCAGACACUAGUAAUAAGUUAGGGGUCCAGGUGGGUGACUUCUUGUUACAGGUUGCCCUGUAUUCCCAGAAAAUAUACACACCUUCUUGAUGAAUUGAAGGCCUUUUCAAUUUAUUUGCCCCUAUGCCCCCUUCCCUGCAGUUUUCAUAACUAGUUAUGGCUGCAGCAGUUACACCCACAGCCAUUCUUUUGGAUAUUACUGGUUACAAUGACACUUCCACCAGGGGAAUUGGUAUCAUAUGGUUUUGCGAGUGAAAUCACUCCACCACACUGGUAUAUUACUUUUUAGUAUUUAAACAAUCGUUAUUGGCUGUAAAAUACAUGUGAAACUGUAUUGAUUCUGUUAAUUUACUUAGUAAUGAUAAUAAAAUUGUUUCUUCAAGAAACUACACGUUUACAAGAAGUCUCUUCAGGCACUUAUCUACCCCAUCUCAGGUAAAUAUUAACAGCUGUAAAAGCUAGCAGAUAAUCUGCACACACCUCAGACUAGCCGCACCUCAAGUUUUCGAUCUAACAUAAUUAUGCCUUUUGGAUCUCCACCAUUUAUGGAUUAAAAAUAACUGUGUUUAGUAAUAGUUUUCAUAAAUCCUGGUAAUUUAGUCAACUAAGACAGUGGCUUGCUGCUAAAUUUAGGACAUUUAUAUAUAUUUUUUAUAUAGGUGAAGACCUAGGUAAAGAAGCAAGUGGACUCCUUACAAGCAAGUUAUGCAAUUAUUUAUUUUGUUACUAAUGUGGGUCAAUAUAAUGUGAUAUCUUUCAGACACCACACCUCACAAAUUUGAGAUCUGGUCAACUCAGGUGCCAGCAUACUGUUAUGAGUGUGAAGGUCUCCUCUGGGGAUUGGCCAGACAAGGACUUAAAUGCAAAGGUGACCACCAUCUGAUAGAAAAUAAGAAUUAUUAGCUUAUUAUUAGCCAGGAAGACAGUCAGCCUUAAUAAGCCAGUCGGGUACAGACUGAGCUAGACAUCAACAUAAUAUGCACCGAUAGCUGCACUGCUGAACUUUCUGUCUGUCAGACAAUCAUUCACAGACAGACUGAUUGUCUGAGCAUGACACACCAGCUAUGGUGUGUCAGGUAGAUGACGGCCACUUGGUAGUUGUUAAUCUGCCAGCCACUGUGACAAGUAUGUGAUUCCCUAAUGCCACACCUACACUUGUUGCUUGUAUGUUAUUCUGCAAGAACCCUUCCUGUCUUAGGACUUGCUAACAGAGAGCUUGCUUACAGGAUCUUGUAGCUGAGGCAUGAGCAGUGCAAGCCAUGCAUGUGGUCCAUGACACUAUGAAGACUGACAGUCGUGUAUAUUAGUCAUUCAGUAGCAGUUGUUGCAGUUGAUGUUUAAGUUUGUACUCACCCCCAGUCAAUAUUUAGACACCUCUUUGGUUGUUACUCAUUUUGUAACACUACCCAUGUUCUCAAUAAUUUUCAGAGUGUGGAGUCAAGUGCCAUGAGAGAUGUAAAGAUCUUCUGAAUGCAGAUUGUUUACAACGUAAGUUUAAGAUCGUCUUUAUCAUGAUAUUCAACUUGAUAUCUAUUCAUGCUUCUGAAGCAGUUGUGUAGGAAAGUGAAGAAAAUAGAUGGUGUUGUUAUUCCUUCAUUUUUCAAUCAAAGAUGCUGCUUGAUAGCAGUGGUAGUCUCUUUCCUGCAGGCAAAUAUAACAGCUAACCUUGUGACCCCAUAUUACAUUUAAACUCAAAGAAGAAUUUUUAAAAUAUCCCUUUUUCUAUCCACCUAUAACCUUAUUCAUCUUUUACAGGUGCUGCUGAGAAAUCAGCUAAGCAUGGUACAGAUGACAAAACACACUCCAUUAUUGUGGCAGCUAUGAAGAAAAGAAUGGAAAACAGGGAAGCAACAAGACCUGACAUAUUUGACCUCAUAUGGUUAGCAUCAGGAUUUGUGUAUUUUUUAGAAUAUUAGAUUAAAAAUUACAAGGCUAGUUAAAGGUUAAGUUACAUUGUAAGAUCAGAUGCUAGCAGCAGGCUGUUUACAAAUGUACUUGCAACUGAUCUCCACAACCAACCAGCAGGCCAUCAUUGCCUGCUACCAGUUAUUUUUUUUUCAGUUUCGUAGGUCUUUUGUUAUCAUGCUACAUUGUGAUCUGAGAGAGCUUUUUCCACUGUAGUUAACAUUCUUAGCCAGGAGAACAUGACCUCUAACAGUCCAGGGGCGCUUUCCAUUUAGGCAAAAUUUCUGGCUCGGCUGGUUUAAAUGCAAAUGGAAUGCGUGGUUCGACCGAAAAUUUUCCAGAACAAACACACGACCUUCUGAGGUAUUCCACUUUUAUGGUUCCUAUGGGUUGGAACAGAAAUUCCUGUUCCAUUUGCGCAAUUCUGUUUUUCCUAGCCUUGUUCACAGGCAGUCACAGUUUUUCCCUUCAUUUCUAAUUGGCAUCUACCUGUCUGAUGCUAGAAUGCUGAGGGGAUUUUCACAUAAAACUUCUUGUCGUUUGCUGGCAAAAACAUUAAAAGCAAGAAUUUUGUAAUGGCAGAUCAAUUAUUUUCGCUUUUGGAUAAUGUUUCAAUUUCUUUGUCAGCAGUGCUGCAACAUUCGUUUUGUUGGAUUUUUGUUUCAUGCAAGAAAUGAGAUUGCAAACGAGGCUCUAUGGCUGGCUUUCCAUUUAACCUGGAAUGUUUCCGGAAUUUCCAACUGGAAAUUUUGCCUAAAUGGAAGGCGCCCCAGGUGUUGGAUUUCUUACAGUGAUCAAAUGGGACUUUUGUAAUAUCCCACAGACUUUCCGACCACUCAAAAUAUCGCUGUAAUGGUCAGCUCGGUGAAACUAGCAGAAUACAAUGAUUUAGAUCCAUCUGAGGCAAUUUUGCAAAGUUUGGACCUCUUCUUAUACAAUACUUCAUAGGUAGAGCUAAAAACAUCAGCUUUUGAAUCUUUUUACAGUGGAAAUUAACUUUAUUAACUGUUCUGAUAAAACAUAAUUUAAUUUGUGCCCUGUAAUAUGUGCAUCUGUGAUCAGAGAAAAAUAUAAUUAAUGACAUCUUUGUUUUCCCUUUGUUGAAAUAUUAUUAUUUUUUGUAAUUUAUUAUUUUCUGAACAAUAUUUUAGUGAUGUCUUUCACAUGGAGCCGAAGACGCAUGCUGGACACAUGAAAGCUGUCAAAAAACUAAUCUGGGAGGGAACUUCAAAGUGGUCAGCAAAAAUUCUUAUCACAGGUAAAUUAAACUGGACUGUUAUGGAAUGUUAUUAAAACUUCCCUAGUUCAUGUGGUGGGAUUUUCCACUGCCAGUGUUAACUUUGAUAUAACAUAAGUGAUAAUACAAUUAACCAACAUUGUAACUAUUCCCUGACACUGUACCCUUUUAGUCAUCUUCCUAGCACACUUGUUCAUGAUACAAUCAUGUGGACAGGAAGGGCUCACUGACAAUCACACUACAUUGCUCUCUUUCAUUUUCCUAACCCUUUAAACCCCAUUAUCAACAUACAAAUUCCCAAGACUGUUCUCCGUACAUUGCCUGAAAGAAUUGGGUGAGAGAAUUUGAUAAAAGAUCUAAACAUUUUCCCUUUGGUGAUUAUUUUAGAUCAAUUUAGGUUUCUGGGAAACUGUCCACCUACCCCUCCCCUAAGCUAACAUUAACACUUACUUCUCACUUAGAGCAAAAUGUUGGCAUAGGGGAGGGGUAGGUGGACAGUUUCUCAAAAACCUAAAUUGAUUCAUUAUUUUACUUCUUCUCCUAACCUUUUUUCUUGAUGGUGUAAGGAUAUUGUCGGGAGAAAAUUGAUGUUAGUCACUCUUGGGACUUAAAACGUUUUAGCGGGUAGUAAGGUAUCUUCAUCAAAAUAUUGAAGAUUGAUAAUUUAUUUGUUUACUGCUUCAUAGUGUUUCUUGAAAUAAAGAGAUAUCAUAGUACAGUGUUGACAGUAAAAUGUUAUGUCAAGCUUUAUUGGGCAAGAUCGAAUCGAAAAAGAAAAUAUAAAAAAAAUAUAAAUUGAAAAUAUACAAGCAUAAAGAAUUAAAGCCCAAAAAGGAUGCGCUCAAAUGGGACAUUCAGACCCAUGCAGGGUGCCUACCUUAGCAAAAUAUAAGGAUUUCAAAUAUAUACAAAAAGUAAAAUCUAGUUGUAGUAAGAGGAAAGUCUAAUUGUAGAAAAAUCUUAUUGUACAAAAUUGUCGUCUAACUAUAGAGAAAUCUAGAAGUAUUAAAAAAAAUAGAAAAUAAAAUAUAUACAUAUAUACAUCAUAUUCAGUUAGUGACGAGCAUUCGCGAGAGAUUGACCAUGAGCAGAUUUUGCCAUAAUUUAGAUUUUUCUACAAUUAGUCUUUCCUCUUGCUACAACUAGAUAAUUAAAUAUUAAUGAUAAUUUCUUCUUGUGCUCAUAUCUUGUUCUACCAUAGUUGUAAGUGCACAAGGCCUCAUUGCCAAGGACAAAACAGGUUUGGAUUCAUUUUGAAUAUUUUAUUUCUUGAUAGUCCAUCAAAUAUCAAAUAAAAAUAAGUUUUGCUAAUUUUAAAUUGAAUUAAAUGAAAUUAAUGGUGUAAUGUAUAAUAAUUGACUUAAAUUUAAUGUAACUUAUUAAACUGAUUUUAAGGUACAAGUGAUCCUUAUGUGACAGUUCAAAUUGGACGAUCAAAGAGAAGGACAAAGACCAUUCCACAUGAGCUUAAUCCAGAAUGGAAUGAAACAUUUGGAUUGUAAGUAGAAAUCUGUCAAAAGUUUAGCUUUUCUUAUAAGGUAGCUCAUUUUCUAAAUAUAAUAUUAUUUUACGUUUCUUUUGACUAUCAUUUUAUUUUUUCACUUGUACAGUGACUGCCACAACUCAUCUGACAGAAUUAAAGUUCGUGUUUGGUAAGUUUGAAAAUAAACUUUCCAGUAGGGCAUAUCUUGGAUUGUUGUGAGAUAAGUACAGGAAACGCAAGGUUGCAUGCAUAGUUUCAGUUCGAUUUACACAGCUUUGAUCAAAACAUUCUCACUUUCGAGAAUAGUUUUUUCUAAACCAUAAGAAAAGAUUUAAUUAGAAGUUGAAUUUUUCGCUAUUUCUCUUUCACUUUUUACGUUCAAUUCAUUUUAUUUGCCGGAAAUAAAGUAGGCCUUAGAAAUUAAAAGGAUGUUUGAUCAAUUCACGCUCGCACAUUCUAGUCUUAUUUUAAACUUUAUAGCGGAAGGACAUCUGUGAGCAGGGAAUAAGUCAGCACAGAAUUUGAUUGUCAAUGAAUUUCUGUAAUCGUCCAUCGUUCCGCUAGUGAUAAGCUAGCUGUUGUUCACUUGUCUUGCUUGUUUGGGGCUGAGUCUUAUUCCGGUCAAAGAGAGAGAAAGAGUGUCUGGCGAAGUUUCCAACCAAAGAUUUGUGAACUCAUGUCUGGCAAACUCUCCAAGUGUUUAUAUAAACACAGUUAUACGCACCUUAUAACUUCAUCUGCGUUUAAUGAGUGUCUUUUGGUCCAUAACUUUCAAAACAACAGCCCCACAGAAUGUUACUGAUAACACGUAACUCAAAAGAGUAUCAAAGUAUUACUGCACAAUAAAUGUCACAAAAUCUACCUAAGCAGUCCCUUCGGAAUUUUUUGUCGUUACGUCAUCCUAACCAUUUCAAGCAAUAGAAACGUCAUCAUUACCUACCGAUUCCUCGCGGCCCCUGUUCAAACAAAUCAAGAUUUUUUCUGGCAUACUGACUGCAUAUUUCAACUGUAAGUACUUUCCUUAAUAUACGCGCGAGUUACUAGAGUGGCGAAAUCCCUUCGGGGCAAUAACAGUGAAAAUAAUUGUUGAUACAGAAACAGUUUAGCUGGAAUAUUUUUGUUUGCAUUACUGGCAGGUUAGAGAAAGUGAUGGUUUGAGAAUUAAAGAGAAAGAUAACAAACUGAGAAACUGAGAUAUUACUCUAUGGUUUCAUACUUACAGGGAUGAGGAUGAUGACAUUAAAGCCAAGGUGAGAUCUAAACUGAUCCGAGAGCCUGAUGACUUCCUUGGGCAGACAAUCAUUGAAGUGCGAACCCUCAGUGGAGAGAUGGAUGUGUGGUACAAUCUAGGUUUGUGUCAUUACUAUUGUCUCAGCUUUUGUUGAUGUUAGAUUUUUUUGGUUAAACUGUAGAAAUGUUUAAGUUUAUUUAAUGUAACAGUUGUGUUUUUUGUUUGUGCUCUUAAGAGAAGAGAACUGACAGAUCAGCAGUGUCUGGUGCAAUACGACUCCGAAUAAGCAUUGAGAUCAAAGGAGAGGAAAAAGUUGUUCCUUAUCAUCACCAGUAUACUUGCCUUCAUGAGGUAAUUAUCAGUCGGGUGUUUUUUGUAUUGAACCUAAUGUAGUACUUGUUACAUUUUUUGUUUUGAGUUAUCCAAUGCAAAGAUGUGAGAAAUGGAAGUCGUAACUAAAUGUGUCUUAUUUUUUACAUUUUAUGGGUAUGGUUUUAUAUUCACCAUUCUUUCUAACACCCUGUGUGUUUUACUUUACAAAAAUUGCAUGGUUUUUAUUUGUUAAAUCUUUUUUUAUUCUUUUAAAGAUACAACAGUUAACCCUGUAAAUAAGCAUAAGUUCGAAUAACCUUUAAAGGGCUUGGAAAAAAAAACUUGCAUUCCAGCUUGUUCUCUGGACAAGUUGCUUUUAAAUUUUACCUGCCCAGCACCAUUGCUUUUAUGUUUUAAAUAACGAAAUAGUUACAAGAUGAAGUGACUGAACCCUUUGCCACAGGGAAGUGAGCUUAAAAAGUUACUUGUCGAGUAAGAAUGUAUUCUUGUCUUGUUCCUUUUUUGAGCCCUCCAUUGACAUAUUAAUGUUUUUUUUCGUCAGAUUAUGACAUUACAUUCUGUUUGCUUCAUUCUACAGAACAUUUUCCAUUUCUUGUGCGAAAGGAAUAAUGGACAAGUUCCUCUCCCUGCUGCUAACACAGUAAGCUGCUGUAUACUCUCACCUGUUAGUUGAUGUUUCUUUAAUGCAGUCCAUGCUAAAGAUAUUAGGUUACUGUUCCUGUCUUUGAUUGGCUUACAUUUGUUGCAGAGAGAAGAUCCUUGGAAAAUAUUCUUCCCAGAACCUGCUCUUGAGAUAGUGAAUGAGUUUGCCAUUCGAUAUGGGAUUGAAAGUAUUUACCAAGCAAUGACGUGAGUAAAAAUUCUUUUUUAUGUUGCGGGGUUAAUAAGUAGCUGCAAUGAAUCCUCAACAUAACAAAAGGCCAAGGGACUGGAAAAAAGGUUCUUUUCCAUAUAUUUUACUAUUACUGGGGUGAAAAAUAUUUUUCUAAUAUACAAGGACUUUGUCAUAUAGAGUUUCAUUAUAUCGAGGGUCCACAGUACAUGUAAAUACUAAUUUUGGAUUAAAAGCAGAACGAGGCAGUAGACUAAAUUGAUUUGUUUUUUGCAAUGUUUUUUUUGUUUUUAGACAUCUUUCCUGUCUCACAACAUGCUACAUGUGUCCUGGUGUCCCUGCAGUCAUCAGCAGUUUACUUGCAAACAUCAAUGCUUUCUUCUCUCACACGACGGCAAACUCUGCCACAUCUGCAUCACAUCGAUUCACUUCCACAAACUUUGGGGUAAGUAUAUAAAGGACAAGUCUUUAAUAUAACGAAAGUGUGCUGAUGCUGAUGAUAGGUAGACCACACAGUUAAUACGGAAUAAAAUCAUUUUUUUCCUUUUUCAGAGUGAAAAGUUUGUUAAGAUUGUGGAUCAUCUUUACAACACAUUAAGGAUUGACAUUGCAAAUUACAGGGUGAGUUUAUGUUGUAGACGUUUUUAUAGACUAGACUGUAACCCUGUUAAUGCAAACACUGUUGGGCCAUAAAAUAGUUUUCAUUAUAUCGAGAUGGUUGUAUCAACAGGAUCUUCAAAUUAAUAAAAUGACCAGUGUUUCGUACAUUUGGGUCGAAAGAUUGUGGUCCUGAUAUCAAGGUGGUUGUAUUAACAGGGUGGUUCGCGGGGUUCCACAUGUAUACCUGUGUGGGUAUACUUUUGUCCCACUGACUUCUGCAUCAUGUGAUCUAUUUAUAGACAAAUUUUCCAGCAUCAAGUCCUGAUAAGCUUGACGACCUCAAGUCCUCUGUUGAUCUUUUGACAAGCGUCACAUUUUUCCGAAUGAAGGUACAGCUACAAUUUUAGUUACAUGAUGAUAGGAUAAAGAUAAAUUAUUUCUCAACAGAGCAGUGAGUGACCUGCACUUGUGACCUAUCACAUGUAACCUAUGUUUUGUACUUGCCAUCACAUCGACCUCAAUUUUCAUCUGUACGGCCUAACAGCGUGUAAUUUCAUACCAAUACAAUUGAAAAUGCACCUCUCCUCUCAGUGGUUGUUUAAUAAAACUGAAAAACCUUUCAUCUACUGGAACAGACAACAACAAGUGACUUAGGCAGUUUCACCUUAAGCUACAACUCCAUUUCGGAUGGUGAUUAGGGCGAGGAGACAAUUUUAGUGUUGUUUAUUUACCAUACCACGGUGACCUGUACUCUAACCUGCAAUAGUGCCUGCCGUCAAUGUCAUAAAAUAUAGAAAUUUUACUCAUUUCAUAUCAAUGUCAUUUCAAUAUCAAAUCGUUAUCACCAUUUUCAGGUUCUCAGUCAAAGACCCACUAGGACGGCAGAGAUUGUGCGUGAAUGUGUUAAGGUAACAAAGUGCUGUCGUGACUUGAUUGUGAGAAAUUCAAGGGAAGGAAACCUAAGACAUAGUGUAGUGUUUAUGUUCUGGCCGUGCGUGUAACAUGACUAUAACGGCUGUGAAAUCAGCUCUUAGAUUCUGUGAAUAUCUAAAAUGUUGGCCCAAGAAUAACGCUUGGAGCUUGUUAUUCUUUUUGUUAAUACACACUGUAUAAUUAUGAUCUAAUAGAACGCCUGUUGUCUUAUAAAGCCCCUGCUGUUACGCUUUUAAAUUUUUAUUAGAAGCCCUCUCUAAUAAAUGCCCCCUGUCUAAUAGACACUCCGAAGGACAAUUGGAAUGACAUGACAAUUGCCCCACAAUACUAGGAAAAAGCGAAAUAGAGCAAAGUCUUUUAAAUUAUUCAGUUUCUUGCUUGAUUAAUUAGAGGUUUUGCAUUGAAUCUUGUUCAGUGUUAAGUUUAGUGUUAAGUUUAAAGUAAGGAUUCUGACUUUGAAGUUGAGCUUUUAAGAAAAAAUAAUACUAAUGGAUCUCUAAACGGCCUAGGCUAUCAAUGGAUCUACUGGAUAGUCUGGUAUUUGUAGACUGUGGUGUUGUAUUUGUCAAAAGCUUAUUAGUGUUGUGGAGGUUGGUAACAGUUAUGAGUACAAACGCCUUCCUUUUAAACACCUAUCUAUUUAACGCCCCACUUGAGCUCCUAACAUAGACACUCUGGGCGUCUAUUAGAUAAUUUAAGUUACGUUUUUGAAAUUAUAUGAGUUGUUACCAUAUCUUUUUUUCUUUAUUUUGCAUUGUAGAACUGCAUGAAAGGAAGUUAUGCUUAUGUUUAUGCCAACUGUGCUGAACUUUAUGACCGGGAGCUGGCUUCAGAGAGCUCUUCUUUGGAUCCAAAUUUACCGCAGGCUGGUCCAAAAAGCCUCGACUUCUGGCCAAAGUUAAUUUCGCUGGUUGUCUCUGUGAUUGAAGAGGACAAAGUUGUCUACACUCAUGUCUUGAACCAGUAUGUACCAAUUAUAAUCGCUUUUAUUUAUUACCUUUUUGAUUUCCAUGAAUUUGUAAUAUUCUUGGUACUCUAAGAAAGUAAAGCCGACUCCUGAUAACUAGAACCUUCUAGGGAUUCGAAGAAAAUUCGAGUUAUUGGGUCAUGGGAGUUCGAGUUAUCGAGAGUUCGAAGCAAAUAAUUAAUCGAAAUAAGGAAAUGGAAGAGGAGGGAAUGCAGAUAUCUUGCACACUUUACUUCAAGGGCAGCGAGAGAUAUAGAUUGAUUUUUUGAAAAAGGAACUUGAGUAAUGUACAGGGGUGGACACUAAAUUUCAACUGGAGUAAGAAAAAUGAAAGACAAACAAUUGACACGGUUAGCACUGUUUUUUUUUUCGACUCGUCACGCUGUAAAAACAUGGUUCGAAUUUUAAGGGUAAAAUCAUAUAGAAUGAUCCGAAGGGAAGUAAAAAGUUAUGGAGGGUUCGAGUCACUGAUGCUAAAAGUACAGUAAAUGUAUGAAGGAAAUCCAGGGGAAAUAGACUUUGGUUCGAGUUAGUGACGGUUCGAGUUAUCGGGAGUCAUAAGUUUUUCUUUUAAAAGUCCAGUUUUAAUUUAGAAUUCCUUUCACAAACACACGUCACAGCUUAAACUAGUCAUUUCUUGUUUAAGCUAAGGGAAGAGUCGGUUUGCAGACAAGGUUAAGAUUCUGUAGUGUUUACUCUGUGACCUUAUUCUCUUUUUUCAAUUCAUGCAUUUGCUUCCAGGUUUCCAACGGAGCUGAAUGUUGGUGAAGUCAGUGCUCAGGUGUUCUGGAACUUGUUCUCUGCUGAUUUACAGGAUAUGUUGAAAGGUAUGUACAAUAGUAGUUUUUGUUAUUUUUUGUAAAUAACAAUACUCACUGUUUUCAAACACCAAACGAAACACCUUUUGCUUUAAGAGCUUUGGAACCCCAGAACAUUGUGACGAAUUGAUUAAAGACCAAGAAGGAAGAUACGAUGUUUUGUUACUAGUUAUUCAUAAUUAGAACAAAAUUUAAAUUUUUAAAUUAUUUUAAAAUUAAAACAAAAGAUCGUCCGGAAGUUUUCUUUUUUACUAGGCGUGUCAAAAAAAAAAAACAAAACAAAAAAACAUUCAAGAGUAAGAAAGCAAUGAUGCUCACUGUCCUAUUAUAUAGUCCUUUAAUGCAUAAAUCAGAGCUGUUGAUCAGUAGCCAUUCAGAUUAGAGAGUUUUGUUACAGUUUAUGAUUAGUGCACAUUAAUAUUGAUUCGGAAGAAUUAUAUGUUAAUGCCAGUGAACAUUAGACAAAACGUCUACUCUAAUUGUAGCCUCUGACUUUUGGAAAGGCAUAACAUAUAUUUUUUCAUAUUGGGAUCCCACUAUCUGUUGUUAAUUUUCAACCCUUUUUUUUUUCAGAGCACAGCCUAAGGCAGCAGUCUCGCUGGAGUAGUGCUGAUUACAUGAAUCUUCACUUCAAGGUGAACAUGUACUUUGAACAAUAAAAUACUUACUCAGCAUUUUUACUGUUAUUUCUGAAACAUCCCUCUCAAAUCCAGUGCGUUUUGUUGUUAUGUAAGAAAGUUUAAAACGUUUGAGUUUUAUCCUUUGAUUCAGCCUUACCUUUAUGAGUUAAGAAAGUUCUGAUCUCCUUUUUUGUGGUGGAUAAUUUCUGAAGUGCUAAGGGAUAAGUAGAUGACAACAGCUCAUUGUUGAAGUUUUUUUUCUCUUUUUAAACUCCUUACCGACUCCGUGGCUUGUUUGUUGUAGGUCAAAUGGUUUUAUAAUGAGUAUGCCAGUCAGUGUGCAGAAAACAAAGGAAAAGUUCCAGAUUAUGCGAGGUAAUGACUUAAAUGUGAGACUUCGUGGAGAUCAGUCGUUCCAGUCUGAGGGUUUGCUGGUUUGACACAGGUCCAGAAAAACUAGCGAAGUAAACUUGCGUUUGCGUGUCUGCUGCCCACAUGUUAGAGGCUCAACCCGCAUUAUGUUCUCAUGUGUUCCUUUGAAUUGAGUAGGGAUCUUGACUACGAUUGCGACUUUAGAAGCUAGUUAUACCCCUUUAACAAUAACUCUUUCCUGUUAAUACUGACUAGCACAUAAAAACCAUUAGGGAUAUAAUUUGUGUGGUAACUGCUCAUUUGAGGCACACGAAUUUGGUUUGAAAACUUGUAGUCUCGUACUAAAUAUUUUAUUCAUCGCAGUUACUCGUGGAACUUUCUUAAGGUUCGUAUUAUUGAUGUUUGUACGAUAAAUUGGCCCCCUAAGUCAAGAUUACUCAAAUGCUAAGAAGGUUUAAUUACUAGCCGUUUCGUCAGACACUGUGUUUUUAAACCAGUACAGUCAUUACAGUUACACUAUUACAAUGCAAAAUGAUAGCGGCCCUGAAAACCCAAGUGGGCCACCCCGCAUGUCACGCAUGCUAAUAUAGUUUAUCUAGUUUUCUUACACUGCUAUUUUUCCUUUGUAGCUGGUUUGAGCCUUUUGUUUCUCAGUGGUUAACUGAGAAUGACGAAGUUUCAACCGAAUUUAUGAUUGGAGCACUAGAUCGAGACAAGAGGGAUAAUGUGAGUGCUUGUUGUCUUGUUUCUUACAUACAUUACUGGAUCACUGUUGAUAGCUAUUCUGACUCAUCUGAUCUGUCAUGGUCUUGUUUACAGUUUCCUCCCAGCUCACCUCACACUUUGUUCUCAAACUCAGUGGUGGAUAUCUUCUGUUCAUUAAAUCAGGUGAGUGAUUGGAAGUUAAAAAAAUAAUGAUUUUACUCUGCUUGUGAGUGUAAGCUCGAACGUUCAAAGAGUGUUUAAAAGGCCCGGUUUCUAUAGAGAAGUUUUUUCGGGUACUAAAGAGGGUCUCCCACUCAGCCGACUCAACCUUAGUGAGUGUUUAUAUGAAAACAAGUUGACUCGUUUUUCCGAGCCAACUGCAGACAACAGCGUUCGCGCAUGCUCUGAUUGUCUCGCGUUGACCGAGUUGACCCGGCUAAGAGGGUGACUCUACCGAUGAAAAAACCGGGUCACCCCUCGGCCUCCAACAGAGCAUAUUUUCUAUAUCUCAUGUAGACAGUUCGUCACGUUUUAUAAGGAAAUGUAUGAAAGGUUGGCUCGGAGCUUGGGUAGGCGGGUGGACAACCCUUUUUAGUUGGCAAACGUGAAUCUGUACCACGUGACCAAGUUUCCCUUAACCUGUCGUUUACGUUUCAUUACUUCUACAAAAAAAGUUAGUAGUUUCACGCCAAUUUUAUCCUUAAGAAUUGUUUGAAGCUGUUUUUUCUACAUAUUUUCUAUUUUGAGAAAUUCUCAACUUGAAUCAAUUCCUUUCAAUUUCUUUUCGUUUUUCCUUAGAUGUAAUGGAAAUUAAAAUAAAACUAUGAUAGAAAUAAGAAUUGUUACUUGAAACAUUUUCCCUCCUUUCCUUUCAUUAUUUUUUUUCUUUUAACUGGGCCGCCUAGAUUAGCGAUUGCUAUUUUGCGAGCCAGUCUACUGUAAUACUAUUUUUAAUAAAUAAAGUUGAAGUUGAAGUUGAAUUUGACGUUUGCCGUAAACGUGAUUCGUCACAUUUACGGCAAACGGCAAAUGUCACUUUGUAAAACGUGACCAACAAGUUUUCCUUUCAUUUACCGUGUAUUAUUCAGUAUAUGUACACAAAAAUAAGUAGUUUCACAGUUGUCAUCAGCUCAUUUCCUAACUUGAGAAAUUGUCUUCUUGAAACUCGCUUUUACCGUUUACCAUAAAAGUGAUUCUUAAUCUUUCAUUCAUUAACUGCGUAAAACCAUAAAUUAUUUUUGUUACUUCUAUUACUUUUUAUUUUUGACGUAAUUUUCUAAAUUUGGUUUUGUUUUGGCAGAGCUUUGAGAUUGUGCGGAAACUGGACUGUCCAGACCCGGAAAUACAGACUCGUUACAUCAUCAAAUUUACUAUUGUGAGUAAUGAGUGUUUAGAUGUCUUCUGUUUCUUGUUUUUACUCUGCUUUGUUUGCUUGCUUUUGUGUUUGUUUUUUUCCUUAACGCCACAUUCUGGUCAGAACCAUCGUAUUUAGUUCUUAAGUCUAGUGACAGUGUGCGGGCAUGAAAAGUACUGGAAAAAGAAGGUUAUUCUUUGUUCGUUGCAGACUGUACAGAAUGUCUUGCUUCAAUAUGCUGAUAAAAUUGUCAAAGAAUUCAGUGCUUGGUGUGACCAGAGAGAAACAGCUUGUAUUUUGAUGAACAACAUUCAGCAGCUUCGCGUUCAGCUGGAAAAACUCUAUGAAACAAUGGGUGGAGGGGAGAAGGUAAUGGAUGUGCAAAUGAAAAGUGUUCUUCUGUUGAGUUAUAGCAACAGUGAUUAGGUGUUCCAUCCUUUCCACAGCUAUUCAUACCCGUAACUGCUUUCAUCAUCUUGCUUAACUUAUAGCUGUCUCCUGAAUGCAGUGAAGUAUUUAAAGAGCUACAAGUGAAACUUAAUCUCACGCUUGAUGAGUUGUGCGUGAUGUUUGCUCGAAGGUGCGUGGUAAUGACCAUGUGAUCUAUUCUAUGUCUUAAGCUUGUAGUGCAUGAAAAUAUGCCUCAGAAAAAUGAAAAGAAGAAAUGGCAAGCAUGCUUCUUAGUCAGUCGCUCGACAUUUUAGGUAACUGUAUUCUCAGUUGGUUUAUGUUAAUAGAUUUUUUUUAAACCGAAAACAUUUUAUGAUGCAAUGUGGGACACUUUUUUUUCGUCUGUUCUUGCAGCCUUGAUUUGUCAAUUCAAGAAAGUGUAAAAGGCGUUGGAAACGCGCUGUUCAAGUAAGAUGAAAAAUAUGACAAUUUUCCCUAUUUUUUUUCUCUUACGGUAAAAACCCACAAAAAAGAACCUAGUGAUUUAAGAACGUACAGGUUGAACUUUGGCAUUUAAAUACCCCAAAGUGUAUGAACCUGUUCAGCCUGGCAAAGAAAAAUAGGCUCUUAUACUAACAAAAACACUGCAAUUUUGAUGGCAAAAUUCUGGAUUUUAAUUGUGUGAGAAACUUUUGACAAAAAGUUUUUGUGUUUAUGUUUCCUAUGAUUUACAUUUUCUCUAGAAAUGUCUUUUCCAUAAACCAUUAUGUAUUAGUAAUACAAUUUUUUUUUCUGCCGAUGGUUACACUACGACAACCUCUGAAAAUAAGAACCUGUUAAGAACCCCAUCAGCCUGAAUUGUGAAAAACUACCCUAAAAUAUAAGAAACUGUUCAGCCUGAUCUCGAAAAUUCUAGGUUCUUGUAUGCGGGUUUUCUCUGUAUGCUACUGUAGGAGGAGUUUUCUGCAUCUGAAGGCAGUUCGUUUUGUAUCCAUUUUCCAGACCCACAAAGUACGCAAGGCUUUAUUAGUUAUAAUGUUUCAAAAAAGGAAAAACAAUUUUUUUUUAUUUAAACUAAAAGCAGAAUUCACCGUCUAUCGUGUCAUGUUCGCUCGAAUUUGUGGGUUAUGGAGCAUUUUCGCAAAGUACAUCGGUUUUUAUUAAGUGUGAAAACAGUCAUUAAAGAUAUUUUUUUUAUGCGUUACCUCAAAGUUUUUGUAAUUAAAAACGGUGAUGAUUUUAUCAAUAGUCGAUGCGCCUUACUUUUGGAAUGCGUGACGAGACGGUUUCUUCAGGCUUCGUUUAGUUUAAUUUCGUGUUAUUUUUGAAUUAUUUAUCAGGAUCAAAAGUACUGGUAACUUUAAUCCUGCUUUGCCAAGUAGCAAAACCAUCAUCGAGAAAGAGUCGGGAAGUAUUAUCCAUCCAUUAAUGUUACUUCUUGAAGGAAGGUGAGAUAGCUUAAAGGAUAUAUUGCCAAGUGUUGUCUACUAUAACGCAACCGUUGUCACGCCACGCUCCUCUCUACAAACGGCUUAGCUGAUUAGUAGAAAACAACUUUAUUUUUGAGCGUAUAGUUUCUGUAAUUUGAAAAACUGGUCAGGUUUUCCUUGUCGUAGGUGCCCUAAACAGUUAUCAUCAUGGGCUUGACGCUUGGAUAGAACAGCAAAGUACGAACAAGCCUGCGAGCACGCUCUCGAUUUGAGGAAUAUCGUGAAAAGUAGACGCGCCAGAGGCACGUGAGAGGAGACGCGAAAGCGGAGGGCGGGGGAGUGGCUCUCAGACUGCCGAGAACUGCUUUUAAACAAAAAAUUCGAGAUCUCUUCUUUCGAAUUUUCGACGUCGAAGAAAGUUAUGUCCCUCGCGGCUUCGCCGCUCGCUCGCGCGUUCUCUCGCGGUUCGCUUCACUCGCCCAAAUAGGAAAGCUUGCUCGCAGGCUAAGUACGAACCUCUGGUAGUCAGUAUAGAACCAGAGGGAACGCGAACUUUUCAGAACCGGGAGUAAGCAACUGGAAAGCGAUUACUUCAUGAAGCAACUUUGCGAGUUUUUUUUUAUAUUGGUCGCGUGGGACUGGGUCUGUGUUGUGUCGAAUUGCACUAUGGGACUAUUGGGACGCUGUAACUUCUUUUAUUGGCUGUUGCGAGGUCACGCAGGAAACUGAGUCAAACUUCGUUCCUCAAAACUGUGCAAUUGAACAAAACACGACCAAGUCUCAAAGGGAACCUAAAUAUGGCUAGUAGACUGCAUGACAGAAUGUGCAAAAGAGAUUGGAAAAAUAAAGGAGAUUGAAGAGCGGAUUUGCCUUUCCUUGCCUCCUCUUUUCAUAUGCCUACCACCUGCUUUUGAUACUAACAUACAAUGUUUUCCAACAGCUUCAAACUUUUCUACAAAGCUUGUGAAAAGACUGUUCUGAAGAGACUUCUGAAGGUAAAAGAUUUGGUCACUAUACCGGUUACUAUCUUUUAAAGGAUCACCGAAGUAAAUAUAAUUAUCAUAUUGUUAUGCUUCUUCCUUUUGUUUUCAUUCACUAAAUAUUCCUUUAUAACGGAAAUAGUCAAGUAAGGAUUUGUUUAGGGUAUCAAAGUGAAUGCAUGUUUAAUCGAAAUCAGUUAAAUUUUAUGAGCUUGUUUUUCGACGUUACCUCGUCUGUACCGAAUUGUGUUAUCGACUUGUAUCUUAACAGGAGCUAUGGAAGAUAGUCCUCCGGAAUAUCGACAAGAUCAUCGUUCUUCCACCACUGUCAGAUAUCAAGGUAAAAAAGGCCUUAACAGACUGUUUUUUUUUUAGAUACAGUAGUAGUGUAUGAAGGAAAGGUUUUUUUUGCUACAAUAAGUGUGAUUUCAGUUGUAAUCCUCAGACCUAUGUUGCUUGUGAAUGACUAGUUAACGAAGAAGCUACUGCACGGCUUCUCCAUCGUCGCUUGUAAUCGAUGUUACCUUCCUCCCGCCGACCCCCACGUUACCCACCAUCACUCUUUAUCCCUUACAUUUUUCUGUAAUCGCUUUGGUAUUUUUCUGUUUGACUUAACGAUAUGCGAGUGAUUCCCUUGCAUUUAAAAAUAACAUUGUACGGUGCAGAAUAUGAACUCAAAAAAAUGCGACUAAGCUCCUUUUGGAUGUUGUCACGCAAUGUCUCGCUUAUGACGUCUUUGCUCAGCAAACUUUAAAUUUUUUACGUUUAGGAAUUGGCGGGAAUAGCAAGCCAAUCGGAUUCAAGAAAUAUGAGUCAUAAGCAGUGUGCAGUGAUGGAGACCGCCCUGGGUAGUAUUAAGGUAUGAUGGGAAAUAAUACAUUACCUCAAGAUACAUGCAAGAAAGGAGUCGUACUUUGAUCUGCAAACAGGCUUACUCAAACACAAAUUGAAUACAAAACAACUAGGGUUGUUUAGUAAUCAAUUACUUAUGAUAUGUGUUUGAAAAUUAUGUUAUCCUCCUAGAGAGGUCACAACUAAAACAUGGAUAAACAAUGUUGUCGAAUGAGACAAAUUGAAAAAUUAACAACGGCAGUAACAAUUUAUUUUCAUCAUAACUUGAAUGAGACAAACAAAAAUUGAGGUAGUUUAAUCCGUUAACGGUUACACGACUGAUUUCGAAUCCAGGAAGAGACAUCGCCAUGCCUUUCGUCUCUCGAUUGAGUUGUGUUCCAUGCAAAACACCACGGAUUUUUGAUAUGGUCCAGCAAAGCUCAGUUGAUUUGCUGUUAGAGUACUUCUUGCUUCUGGCAAGUUUCUCUAGAGUUCUCCAGUAGAUGCUUCUAAAACGCGUGUCGAAGCACGCGUGGUUAAGGUCCUAUUAAUGAAACAAAAGUUAAAUCAUGAAAACCCAAACUUUUUGAGUGGGGGCAAACUGGAUAGCCUGGUCGUUGCUUCUCCCUUAUUUUUCGGGUGAAGAGAAGCGACGACCGGAAAUACGUUUGCGUUCGCCGGCUGCAAACUGUACGGGUGCUGGCCCAAGUGAAGAUAAGCCUUAGUUUUCUUGAGGUCUCCCCGCCAUCUAUUCCCUCCCUCCUUCUAACUUACUGUAACUGCGUAGCAAAAUAGAGAUUGUACAGUGGAACCCCGAUGUAACCUUCCUCGAUAUAACGAUGUUCCCGGUAUAACGAUGAAUAUUCUAUGUCCCGGCAAAAGUUACAGUAAAAUGUAUUGGACAGAACCUCGAUAUAACGAUCUUCGAUAUAACGAUGUUCUCGAUAUAAGACUGAGAAUUUAGCGAAUCGAACGUAAAAUCUUUCCCGAUAUAAUGAUAUUAUUAGUAAACACAGUCACAAUUUUAAGCAAAACAAUUAAUUUUAUACCACAACAUUACAGUAAUCGAGUAAUCUUCUCCAACCUUUCUGUCAACUCACUUGGUCUAAUUGGGCAGUACAUAACUCUGAUAACAAAACCAUUGAAACAAAAACGAGUUAAGAAGGACUAUAGCAAGUGUGUCAAGCGAAGUAAUGCAUUACUUGCUGGCCAAUGUCUGUUUUGAAACAACGAACACGCGAACUCGAUAAGUAAUUACUUCAAAUGGUUUAGUUUAGUUUUGUUGCACUUGUACGAUUCACACCACAUAAUUUACUGUGUAAACUUUAAAAACUUCUAGUGGUUUGCAAACUGUUUAAGGACAUUGCUGCGCGCUUGAAAUGUAUGCAGUAAAGAAGUACAUGGUACGUUUUCUCCGAUAUAACUAUAGUUUCGGUUAUUUUACGGCCAUAUCGUUAUAUCGAGAGUUUCGAUAUAACGAUUCCUCGAUAUAAUGAUAUCAUUUUACUGCUCCCUUGGCAUAUCGUUAUAUCAAGGUUCCAGUGUAAUUGUGUAUUCAUUUUCAAGGAUUCUUUUCACGCAUCUGGGAAUGGACUGAGGAAGACUUUCUUGGACAAGUGUUCACAGCUGCAGUCUCUCAAGUCUGCUCUGUCGCUGUACACGCAGACCACUGACUCGCUUAUAAAAGAGUUUGUUAAGAGCCAAACAUCACAAGGUAGAGUUAUAACAACUGUAGCAAAGAUCAGUAAGAACACGGGACAAAAACCAGGGCAUGUUCGAGCUCGUGAGACUAUCAUUUAAAGACUGGCUGGGCCCACUGGCGGUCUUCCAAUGCUUGGUUAUAACGUGUUCCUGAAAGUCAAGGGGCGGAAGUCUGGUUAAAAAUCCGAGGAAAAUCAUGAAGUGGGUCAAUUUUGUGUUAUUAUUUUUAUUAGACGGAAAGAUUAUUGAACUAACAAAUCUUAAUGCUUUUGUCGUGAGGUUAAUGGAGUUUCGCCAUUUUUUCGAGUUAGCAGUCACUGAAUAGACUUCAACGAUUUUUUAAAAAUCGGACGCAUCGUUCGCAAAGGCGCGCUCAAGCAGCUCUUGCAACCCUGCUCUCGUUUUUUUUUUAAAGGAAUGACGGGGAAGUGGGGAGGGGAAAGAAGGAAACGCUUGCCCGCAAACCCCACGAUUUUGAAAAACUGCGUCCAUGUUUUUUUUGCUCCCGCUCCAGAUUUCGCGCUAUAACUCGACUGGAAACGCUUGCUACGGAGGCUAAAAAAUUUUCAGACAAUCCAUUAGAAACUAGGAAAGCACCAGUAAAAAAGCAAACUGAUAGAAUAAGGUAAAUCUUAAGGCUUUUAAGGCCCUUCUUGCUGAAUAGUGUAGAACUACAACUGUUUGCUCUCUCUUAAUUUAGAGGAUCCUGGUGUUGAUGACCCAGUGGGGGAGGUGUCAGUCCAAGUUGACUUGUUUACCCACCCCGGGACAGGAGAACACAAAGUUACAGUGAAAGGUACUUGAACAUAUUCUGUAUCGAAGUUGCAUUGAUGUUUGUGUUCCUGGGCCGGGUUGUUCUAAAGUGGGUUAAGGUAACCCAAGGUUGGUGCAAAACUUGAACUCAGAUAUGAGAGCCCUAAAAACAAAUUCAGUUUAAUUCUCUUUGCCUACAAUUUGAUGAUUGGAUACUCUAAAAAAGCACUGUAAAAAAAAUAUAGAAAAUAGACAGUGCUUUUGAUGAAAAGAAAAAGACGCCCUGGUAAAAAUUUAACCCUGGGUUAGCACUAACCGGUGUUCGAACAACUGGGCCCUGGUCGAUAAUCCGAGACAAUUUAUGCAGGUAUUUUAUUUAUUGAAACGUAUUUGCUAUGUUACAGUUGUUGCAGCCAAAGACUUGAAAUGGCAGUCCCCAGGUGAGUCUAUUUGGUAUUUGUGUAGUUUAAGUUAGAGACUAUGGUUUUUCAUGCUGAUUUUACUGAACGUUUUUCGGAAAACUCUCGUCCAUUAUUCCAGAAUAAGCACAGAUCAAAUUGGACAAAUUGUGUCUGUGUUUUAGUAGAACGUAUAAUAUUAUCAGUUCACUUUGUGGUAACGCCUUUACAAAGACUGUCCUAUAUCAUUGUCAAAAAAAGCCAGCAAAACUUCAAUCUUCUUUAGACUGUACUCUGUAGUCAGAUCUAGUUUAUUGGAGUUGGUGUAUUAUCUUAGCGUAAUUCGUUUGUGCUUUUGUAUAACAUAAUUUAGUUAAAUUAACUUGCAAAGUCUUGUUAUGUCGUUUUUUUUUUACAGGAAUGUUCCGUCCGUUUGUAGAGGUGAAUAUCGUGGGACCCAACCUUAAUGCAAAGAAACGUAAACACUCCACCAGAUCAAAGAACAACAACUGGUCUCCAACAUACAAUGAAACGUUCUUCUUGUAAGUAACCAUAUAUUUUUCUCCUACCCAUAAGUGCUCUUUAUUACAGAACUUCAUCACCAUAUGAAACUCAUCAACGGUAGACCUAACGUCUAUGCAGAACUUUGAUACGAGGCUGAACGUGGUUUUUACAUGGUAUGUUCCACUCAGAUGAUCGGAAUAACAUCACAAAAACCUUUUGCAUUUUCAAAAUUAUCCUCUUUGAAGAGCGUUCCAAGUACUGUUAGGUCUAACCGUAUAAAUAAAGUUGCGUUUUCAAAUUUUGUUGCAUAGUUUUGAAGCGGCCUUUCUGUGGUAAAUGAUAUUUAAAACUAACAUGAGAUUAAAAAUAAACUUGUUUUGUUUACUGACAGUAUACUUGGCAAUGAAGAUGAUUUGGAUAAUUACGAGCUUCAUAUAUGCGCCAAGGAUUACUGCUUUGCCCGGACAGACAAUCUUGUUGGUAUGACUGUUUUACAUCUAAAGACCAUAGCUGAGAUGGGUUCCUGUGCAUGUACUCAAGCAUUGGGGCGUUAUAUCCAAAUGGAUUCCAAGGGAUGGACAAUUCUCAAGAUUCUUUCCCAAAGAAUGAAUGACGAAGUUGCGAGGGAAUUUAUCCUUCUCAAAAAUAACAAAAGAUCCGAAGGAUUUGACUAAAGUAUUGAUUUCAUUUGAAACCAGUUAUUUGUCUAUUUAUUUAAUAUAUUUGGUUAAAACCAUACUAUCAUUUCAACCAAGGAAUGCAUUUUUGCAGGAUUUUGUAGAGUUGCGUAGUUAUUACAUGCUGCGUUUGUGUAGGCCUUGAAGUUAGUUAACCUUUAGGUAUUAGUACACUAGAGUUAUUAUUGAGGCAGCUGGUCACUGUUUUGUGGAGAUGAAUGGUCACAAGCUUCAAAGGCUCUUGCUGAUAACGGAGUGUUGCUGUCAUGAAAAAGAGAACUCUUAAAAUUUUCAUUCUGAAAGCACUUUAGUUUAGUGACGUGAAAAUAGCGAAAUUAUCGUUAACGUUGAGUUGCUCAACCACCACGCAAUCUUGCAGUGGCAUGCUAGAGUCUUUACAGGUGAAAGUCCGUUAGCGUAUUGAUCUGAAUUUUAGAAAUGGUUGUUAUGUAAAGUUAGGGAACUUACUUUAAUGUAUAAGUAAUAACUUACUUUAAUGUAUAAAUAAUAACUGCUUCUUGUUUUGAGGACUCCUUAAAGUUAUUGGCUACGUUAUUUGCUUGGUUUUCAUAUGCUGUUGGCAUUACUGUAAUAUUUUCUUCUUCGGGGAAUGUUUUGGCCUAUUUAUCUCAGUUGAGGAGCAGAUGUAUUGAGAAAUCGUUGAUGCCGCUGGUGAAACGGUCUGAGAAGAUUUUACGAGUGAAAUGUGCAUCCUCACAAUUCUGUCAGUCAAUCAAAAAGGUGUAACACCGGCAUAGUCAAACUGAGAUGGCGAAUAACUUCUGUUGUUGCCAUUUGUCAGAAAAGCACCCUAGGGGUUUCUGGGUUAUUAACCCUGGGUACUUUCCAGGUAGUCGAGGACCAGCCUCAAAACAUCUGCAUAUUUAUACAAAACCAUGGCAGAUAGAUAUCUACUAAAUAUAAAUAUUAGGUAUCGAUUAAUUUUGAUAAUAGUUUAUAUAUUGUGCAUGUGGUUAUCUUAGCGUAAACCAGGAAAUGUGAAUUUAGUAUUUAUUCGUGCAUUUUUUUACAUAUGAAAUCAGUAGCUGCGUUUCUUUAUGCUCCGUACUUGCGUAAACUGGUGGUUGUUUACUAAAAGUAAGUUUCAUUGUACCACGAGCAAAGAUCGCCAGUUGUUGUCUAGUUCCAUGUCAUUUCAAUUCGACGUUGACAGUACGUCUCAGGGAAUGAACACAAUGAAAAUAGCUUGUGGCCCAUGAAUGCGGUCAACCCUCUUGUAAGCGGUCACCCAAAAUGCAAAGAUUUUGUAGUCUCUUAAGAAAGGUGGUCGCUUAAGAGAUUCAAACCAGAAGAGUCUCUUUCAAGAAGAGGUCCAGAGUUAUCGAAAGUCAAUUGCUAAGUUACGAUUCCUGUAGUUCCAUGUUCACACAAAUAGUUCAUCGCAUACUCUUGGUAGCGUAGUACAUACUGCAAACAUAGAGAUUAGGUCAUGCGUUUUGUAGUCACCUACGAGAGGUUAAAAAAUGUUGGAAAAUUAUAAUACCAUCAACCCCAAAAGUGGUCGCGGUUAGUUACGAGAGUGGAUACGAGAGGUUCCAAGAUUUGGUGCUUUAACUGGGAAAUUUUUGGUGCACUUUGAAUAGAUGGUCGCUUAUGGGAGGUGGUCGCUUACGAGAGGUGAUCGCACAUGGAUGUUCGUGGCGACGGUAACUAUUGUUUUUUGCCUUCGACACAUCGCUAUGAAAUAGAAUUUAGGGUCUCUUCUUCUAAGCCUGGGGUCUUAAAGCAGCAAGCUAGCUUUCUCGUAAUAACAUAUUGAUAUUGUUUUACAAAGGUAAUAGAAGUGAGCAAAAAUGUCGCCGGAAAACGGAGCUUAUUUAGAGAGACCCUUGAUACACACUGUACCGAAAAUAGGUUAAUUUUGUCAUUUUUAAAUAAUUAUUCAAUUUUCUUUUAAAACGUUCAGUAUUGUCACGAAAGAUAACGAAACUCAUCGAAAUUGGCUUGCGUCUUCCCAGUAAGGAGAUAACAGUUUUUAUGAUCUCGCUUCUCUUAUAGAACACUUUACAUCUGGUUCAUUCCUCUUGUCCUGUAAAUAGAACCGUAGAAGUUUGAGCUUGUGUUAUUUUGUAAGAUCUUUUGCCCUAGAACAUCAGUGUUAAUAAAAAAUAGCUGAAGAGAUGUACUUUUACAACCGUAUAAUGGUAUUUUUGAUAAAGGGACAAAUUGAAUAAAACAACGUU